AUUAUACGUAGAUUUAUUUAUUUAAGCAGCCGGCUCUCUAAUAAUAACAUUCAAUGUAAUUUGACACUAGGAUUUGGAGAGUUGAGCAACUGUUUGAGGAUGUUCCGAGUGCGUGUGCGCAACAUAGCCCAUCCAGGUAUACGGCAGUUCAUCUUGCGGACUGCCGUUCUAAAUUAUUUGGGCAAGUUGUUGCAGCUACAGUGGGACGACUGGCAGAAUCAGCGCAUGCACUUGCGUACGCUACAGCACGAGGGGCUUAAAACGAAGGAUUCCGCUGCUGUGGAUGAGCCAACAGCAGAAGCUCUUUUGGACGCGGCUCGAGAUAAUUUGUCUCAGGCAAUCGAUGAUCUACGCAAGAAGGUCGCUGGCACGCACAAGCUGCUUCAGCGUGAAUACAAUGAACUCUUUACAUACAUGAUGGACAAGCGUGAUCUGUGGGACAGUCCCGAGUAUUUCAAAGCAAAAACAGCCCUGGGGACGGCAAAUCACAAUCUGAGAAUGUAUAUGAGCGCAGAUAAAUGAACAGAAAAACAGUUGCCAACAAACAAUAUUUCUAUUUGUAUAAAUAAAUUUUUAGCAACAGAUCUAUUAACUAG
Drosophila hydei is the source of this 596-nucleotide messenger RNA. RefSeq lists its product as uncharacterized. Bases 100 to 522 code for a protein of 140 amino acids. The transcript has a single exon. Lineage: Eukaryota; Metazoa; Arthropoda; Insecta; Diptera; Drosophilidae. The record is from RefSeq and is a predicted model, not a curated record.